UCUGCCUUUGUCACCCUGCUUUGAUCUAAUCCCCAUAGUUUUUUCAUUCUGGCUUUCUUGGGUGGAUUGGGCUGGGGCCUCUCUGGGGUUUCCACUUUACAGGAUCUUCUGUGAAGUAUCAGAUCAUUGAAGGGUCUUUUUCCAGGUUUCUUUGUGAGAUCUUAGAUCAGGGGUUACACUGAGGCCCUCUGCUAGGUCUCUCAGUCUGGGGAUGGGUCCUUCUUUGGGGGUCUAGGCCAAGGAGUAGGAGGUGUGCUCGUAGGGGAACUGCAACAGAGUCCUGAGUUUACAUGUGGGGGCACUGCAACAGAGUCCUGAGUUUUCGUUUCUGUUUUUCCCAAAGUUCUGGAUUCGAAGAGGACUAAGGAACAAGAGGAGUUCUUGAGUACACAGUUCCCCUGAGUUGUGGUACUGGGUAGGGGCAGAGGUUUGCCAUAGGGAAGGUGGGGUGGCAAGACAUCCCAGGGCUUUUCCUGCCUCUGGCAUCAGCUUCUCUGGCCACACCCUGAUCCUACCUAACCUUUCCAGGCUGGUCUGAACAUUCUUGGAAGCAAGGCCUCUGAGGACUGUCCCACUUUUUUUUUUUUUUUUUUAAGACAGCGUCUCACUUUGUUGCUCCAGGCCAGAGUGCCCUGGCAUCAGACUAACUCACAACAACUUCAAACUCCUGGGCUCAAGUGAUCCUCUUGCCUCAGCCUCCUGAAUCCAAGAUGUCCAGUCCUCUGGAGCAGGCACUGGCUGUGAUGGUCACCACCUUCCACAAGUACUCCGGCCAAGAGGGGGACAAGUUCAAGCUGAGUAAGGGGGAGAUGAAAGAACUUCUGGAGAAGGAGCUGCCGAGCUUUGUGGGGGAGAAGGUGGAUGAAGAGGGGCUGAAGAAGUUGAUGAGUGACCUUGAUGAGAACAGUGAUCAGCAGAUGGACUUCCAGGAGUAUGCUGUGUUUCUGGCCCUUGUCAGCACCAUGUGCAAUGAAAUCUUCCAGGGCUACGCCCACUACCCCUGAAGCAGAGCCCUUGACUCCCUGCCAUGGUUGGAGCUCUUGGUCUGGGACUGCCAAUCCCUUUUGGUUUUGUACUCAAUACACUUUUUUUUGUUUGUCGAUAAUGUUCUAAGCUGCUCAGCGAUGUCCCACAGCCCGACUGGCUUAGUUGGAGCCCUGGGAACCAAGUGUCUCCUGUGUCCCAUUCCCUUCUGAGCUCUGAGUCACCUGAAAAUCUCUCCAAAGCCAGAGCUAUGCCUUAGGUCCCAACUUUGGAGUUCAAAUACCAGUAAAAAAGAACCCCCCCCACACAAAUACUAGUAAAAAAUUUGGAAAUUGAAAUAGGUUGCCAAUAUUUUAUUUUGCCAAAUAAAGACAUCAAAAAAGGCAAAUAACCCCACCCAUCACUAUCAUUUCAUAAAAAGAAGGAAUCUCAGUUCCAAUACAGAAGGAAGGAUAUAGUCUGAUGACGAAGGACAGAUUAGAGCACUCAUUACUGUGAGCAAUGAGUUGGCACUAGGACCUACGCAAGAGAUGUAAAUCAGCCAACUCCACAAAGCUUCGUUUUAAGGACUCCUUGUCAGAUUACAGACCAUAAGCAAUGCUGUGGUUUGAGUGUGUCCCCAAAGUUCAUGUACUGGAAGCUUGGCGUCCAGAGCAGCACUGUUAAGAAGUGGGACUUUUAAGAGGUGAUGAGGCCAUGAGAGCUCUGCCCUGGUGAAUGGAUUAAUGCCAUUCUAGGGGAACAGGGCUCCUUAUAAAGGAUGAGUCCCCCUGCCCCAUGCUGCCCCUUCUCUUUGUCCUCCUACCAUGUAGUGAUGUGGGAAGAAGGCCUUCACUAGAUGCUGGCCCCUCAACCUUGGACUUCCCAGCCUUCAGGAUUGUGA
Messenger RNA from Nycticebus coucang (slow loris), 1867 nucleotides. RefSeq names its product protein S100-A2. Gene Ontology annotation, biological process: endothelial cell migration. Gene Ontology annotation, molecular function: transition metal ion binding; calcium ion binding. Bases 711 to 1004 code for a protein of 97 amino acids. NCBI's taxonomy places the organism in Eukaryota, Metazoa, Chordata, Mammalia, Primates, Lorisidae. The record is from RefSeq and is a predicted model, not a curated record. The transcript is spliced from 3 exons. Gene Ontology annotation, cellular component: cytoplasm.